This is a messenger RNA of Pygocentrus nattereri (red-bellied piranha), 3277 nucleotides long. RefSeq lists its product as uncharacterized. The transcript is spliced from 6 exons. The record is from RefSeq and is a predicted model, not a curated record. Bases 70 to 1269 code for a protein of 399 amino acids. Lineage: Eukaryota; Metazoa; Chordata; Actinopteri; Characiformes; Serrasalmidae.
GUCAGUCCAUCCAGCAGGCAGUUCAGGAACCAGGUAUGUUCUACAUGCUUCUCGUUUGGAUUAAAUUAGAUGUAUUAUUGGACCCGGAGCACGCAGCACAGCCAUCAUUCAGUGGGCUAUUUUGUUUUCUUUUGGACGCUGGAACAGAGAAGAGUCUCAGAGCAGCGAUGUUACUCAUCUAAAGGAGAUGUAAGGAGAAGGGCAUGGGCGUCACAGAGAACCACACUGCCAUGGAUGAGGCCCGAGACUGGUCAGCUGAGCUACAUUUCUGAAAGAAUGAGAAGAAGCCAGUUACCAUCCCGUGAGGUUUCUCCUGUUCCAUCCUACUACUCGGAACCAGUUUCAGUCCAACAGCGCAAGGAUGUGACUAUCAGACUGCCCCCUCUCAUCAGAGGGGCUCGUCAGGAGGAAGAGGAGGAUGAAGAGGAUACUCAGAGUUUAAAGAGCCUGCCCACUGUGAAGAGCAUAUUAGCUUUUGACUCAAAAGUCAAAAGGUCACACAGACACCCGAAGGAACAAGUCAUCUAUGGCAUCAACCUGCCACCUCUCAUCACUUCCAAAUGCACCCUGUUGGUCAAAGGUACUGGAUGCACUAGAGCCAGGGGUUUUCUACCAGCCAUCACAUCCAGAAGUCUGGAGAGGCCACCAUGCCGAGCUGGACGCAGGCCAGAUAAACCAGAAAGUUGUGCAACUCAGCAGGUCCACACAAUGGACCACCCUCAGAAUGCACCUAUAGGUGAAAGCCAUUUUUCUGAAAAGACACUGAACAUAAGAGGAGGCUCUCUCCCUGAGGUGCAGCCUGGACCCCACAUCACCUUCCACAGUCCAGUGGUACAGGCCAUACAUCCCAUCACUCCUGACACUGCAAAACAGACAAGGCAAACCACAAGAACUCACCAGCCUCUGAGGCCUGUGCUGAAAAAGGCCCAGGUGACCAACAGAAGAGCUUUUCACUUCCUGUUGGAAGACAGCUACAUCCCCUGUCCAGGUGAGCCACACCUGUUGGAGCCGCUGUCUGAUUUUCAGGAGCACCUGUGUCGCCAGAUCCUCAACUCCCCCCUGCCCUGCCACACAACACUGCCACAAGUCCACUCCCAUUUCCACUUGCACCAGAGGGACUGUCCACACCCGGGUCUGUACAACUCCACAGUUGGACGCACUGUGGAGCUCUGCAACUCAAAGGGUAAACGACUACCCAAAAUCACCAUGACCUGUCCAACACCUACUCCCAAACACAUACACCACACAGAAAAGAGGCACGUGGCUUGAUUACUUCAUUUUCCCCUUAACCCAAAAUGUGGUUUAUUAUCCCAGAUCAUUUUCCAUGUCCAUAGUCAUCUUCUUUAGUUUUUUACUGGAGCGACAAGGCUAAUCUAGCUAACAAGUAAUGGAAACUUAUGUACAACAGUUAAUACUGUGUAAAACUACAUAUAUAAAUCAUCACACACUUGCCACAAACUGCUUCAAGCUGCUAAAUAAUCUCGUACUUACUUAUAUGGUUCCUGACACUGUAUGACCUAUAAAAAGCUGUAGAAGUCACCAAGAAGCCUGCAUUUUGUCCAUACUUUUGUCCUUUUUUUCAAUAGUAGUACGUCGACUCAAGGCAAGCAAACACUUUGGAGGUAAAAGCUUCCCUAACUUGUUGGCUAUAUUAGCAUCAUAGCUAUCUGCUAGCUACAUGGACAGCUAUGUAGACACAUGGCUAUGGGAAUACUGUGUUAUUUAAGUAUUUGGCUAUAAGAUAGUACUGCCUCCCUUCUGUUCUGUACUCACAAAUAAAAAUGAAAAAUCUGCAUCAUAAAUGUCCCACAUCAGCCAAGACAAGUUUGGUGUCUAAAGUUUCCUUUUUUUCAUUUUACCUUAAAGCAAAAGCGUCAAACUCGACUACUAAAAGGGCCACAUUAACCUUUUUUUUUUUUUUAAACUGCCUAUUUGCUUGAACUGGACACCAGACAUCUUUUCACAGAUUGUCGUUGGAGAAAGGGGGUUAGAAUGCACAUUACAUUGCAGUGCAGGCUGGGGCCUGCCGUGCAGCUCAGAGUGAAACGUGCUGAUAAUUAUAGAAAAUGAAAAUUAUUUUCAAGGCCUAAAAGGGUUGUGCCACAGGUCUGACUUGGCCUGCAGGGUUUGGGUUUGAUACAAGGGCCCUGGAGCUACAGAACUAAUGGAGAUAAGAGCAUCAAUUAGCAUGGUGCAAACCGCAUGCCUAAAUCCUUACACACUUGCCUUAAACUGUCUAAAUCUUUAAGCAAGUAAAAAGUAGACUUGCUUAUAUGGUUUCUGAUGCUGUUCAACUACAGCAUGUCAGAUGUCAAAUUUGCUGAUCAAUUACAUUGGGGUUAAAUUAUUGUUUUUUUUCUAAACCAUUCCUUAUUUUAACAAAAAUCAAUGCUUCCUCUGUCCAGUAUUCCAGACAUUGUGUUGAGCAUCGACGAUGUGGAGAAAAUACUUGUGAAAAUGCUAAUAUUUAAAUGCACUAAAGCACUGAAACUGUUUAUCUGAAUUCAGGUCACUUAUCUGGUGCUACAAAGAGCUGAACAGCAUAGCAUUUUGUCUAAUUAAGUAAACAGACAAAGCAAUGAACAUCAUUACCCAAUUGUUGUUUAGUCAAUAAAGCUGACCUAUACUGACCUAGCCUAAAACAAAAAAGAGAGUCCAUAACUACAGCCGGCUAACAUGUCCGAGCGAUUACUGUGGAAAAGCUCAUCUUUAAUUCAGCCCCCAGGACAUCUUUUAGCCAUAUGAGUACAAGAGCCUUUGAGACUGUAGUGUGCAAAAGGAAGUCAAUGAGAGAUACAGGACGUGGGGGGAUAGGAGUGUUACAUCACGCUGUCUAAAAGGGUGUGUGGGCCUUUGGACCCUGCAGUGGAGAUUCUUCAUCUGUUUCACUUAAAAAGUCUAUAAUUGUUUUUCCCUACUUUCUCCCAGUAAAAUCAAUGCUGCUUGCUGAGUCUUGCACUGUUAGUAGCUCUUGAUCAGGGCCUGCUGUUCUAUUGAACGCUGAAUACAGUGUAUGACUGUUGAUGUCAUCAGCUGGUUGAUUUUCAUUAUGACUUUGUAAUGAUCCAGGUGCUUACUUUAAAACAAUGACUAGUUACACAUACAGUACAUUACUGCUCAUACAUCUGGUGAAUACAACAAUGUGACUUGUAUUACUUAAAUUUGAUAAAAUGGGACUUGGUGGUUUCUUUUGUUACUGUUUACACAAUGUAAGACAUGACAGACAUUCAUUAACCAGUUCUCUAUGAGUAAAUAAAAAAUACCUAACCAAUGGCUA